AGGCGGCAAUAUUUCAUUCGAGUGUUUUUUUUUUUGUUCGUUGCUCUUAACUGUUCGGCAGUUGGGGCUUCCUGGUAAACAAAGCGCGGACGCUCCACCAACACACGGUCUGAGUCGACCUGCUUCAGCGACCGUCUUCAGACAUGCUCUCAGCGAGGAGACCCUUCACAGCAGACCACCUAAUAAAGCUACACGCGGCGCUCUGGGUCGUCCCGCUCGCCGCAGUGCUGUCUCAGAAGGCGGGCGUUUGCCGGGGCUGCUCCAGCUCGGAGGGUCUGCUCCUGUGCAGGUCCUGCGGUCAUGAGGUGGCUCUGGAGAAAGAUCUGAGUUUCGUCCCGAGUCGCCUGGCCCUCUCUCACCGGAACGACACCGUGAUCGGAGAGCGAAGGACCACCGUGCAGCUCUUCGAAAACCCUCAAGGCUUCCAGUUCGAGCUCAUCACGUUUAGAAAGGCAGACGUGUUGAAGCACUGGCCGGCGGACAAACACUUCACCUGGUUUCCAGGGUUUUCCUGGACGGUAGCCACCUGUCCGCGAUGCAAAACACACCUAGGCUGGGCCUUUCAGCCGAGCGACUGGCCUCGGACAGUGACAAGACAAGACUUCGAGAACUCGGACCAGACUUUCGUAGCCCUUAUUGUUCAGAGAUUACUGCAGGAGCAGUUUGCAUCCAGCCUCCUGAUGACACCAAACUCUUUCAGAAGCUGACCAAUCAAGCUUUCAUCCAUCUCAAACAGUGGUACUGUUCUUAACCAAAGGGCUUAAUGAAAAUAGAAGUGCUCAAGAAGUCAAAUUUGGCAGCAGGACAGAAAAGGAGCAGGUUAUAGGUCUGGACAACCCCACCCAAAACAGAAGUCCCCCCGCCCCUAACCACCACACGCUGCUUUUUCUCCCACCUUAGUUAUUACAGUUGGAAAAGUCUCAAACAUGGUGUUCACAUUAAGUUUUAUUUUAAACAAAGCAAACUCAACAGCUAAAUUUUCUCCUGUGAGAAGUAUAAGGUUAGUAGAACAUACACCACACAAAACUUAACCAAGGCAGUGGGGGGGGGGGCAAAAUUUA
Pygocentrus nattereri (red-bellied piranha) is the source of this 1061-nucleotide messenger RNA. RefSeq lists its product as uncharacterized. The transcript is spliced from 3 exons. Bases 144 to 707 code for a protein of 187 amino acids. NCBI's taxonomy places the organism in Eukaryota, Metazoa, Chordata, Actinopteri, Characiformes, Serrasalmidae. The record is from RefSeq and is a predicted model, not a curated record.